AUGAACAGCACAGACGGUCAAUGGGAUAUGCCACCGUAUAAAACACAUGCCGUCUAUAACUAUGGGCAGGUUAGGAGCAUACCUGGCCUCAAAACUACUGUGAUGUUGGGCGUACAAGCAGAUGGUAAGCAACGAUUCUACAAUCUCAAGAAUCUCUACGGCUGGAGUGAGGCGAGAGCGACGCAACAGGCGCAACAUGCAGCAACCGGAAAGAGAGGAGCUGUUAUUUCUCGGUCUACUUUCAUCUCAUCCGGCAGGUUUGCCGGCCACUGGCUGGGUGACAAUACCGCAGAAUGGCGAGACCUUCAAACGUCAGUCAUUGGAGCGCAGGAGUUUAACAUGUUUGGCAUACCGUAA
Messenger RNA from Cooperia oncophora, 357 nucleotides. The record is from the annotation of a GenBank genome assembly. Lineage: Eukaryota; Metazoa; Nematoda; Chromadorea; Rhabditida; Trichostrongylidae.